Coregonus clupeaformis (lake whitefish) is the source of this 2623-nucleotide messenger RNA. RefSeq names its product collagen alpha-1(XIX) chain. NCBI's taxonomy places the organism in Eukaryota, Metazoa, Chordata, Actinopteri, Salmoniformes, Salmonidae. The record is from RefSeq and is a predicted model, not a curated record. Bases 174 to 2510 code for a protein of 778 amino acids. The transcript has 38 exons.
GUCGGUGCGACUAAUAAGGACACGAGGAUCUAGUAACAGAUCCCAUUCUCACUUUUAUUUCUUUCCUAGUGUACUUUGGAAUAGCAACCGACUUUUUUUCAAAACAUGAGUUCAUAAGGAAACUUUCUCACCAAUUGUUUUGAAGAAGUAUUUUCUCUCACACCAGAGAAGACAUGAGUUGCUUGCUAAGAUGGGCAGUUUUCCUCUGGAUUGUACAUACCAUUCCUUGCACUGUUGGAAUGGCAGUGAAUGAAAGAAUAGACAACUCUAGAUGUCCUCCAUUGAAAGUAGACAAGGACCGGUUUUCCUACAGUUUAAAUGGUCCACAGCCAGAAUUCACCGGUUUUGAUCUGACAGAAACGUUUCUCCUGAGAAAGGGGACAGUGACAGAGGAUCGGCCAUCAUUCCGGCUGGGGAGCAACCCCCUCAUCAAGCCAACAGAAUUGGUGUUCCCAAAUGGUCUGUCCAGUGAAUACUCUCUAGUUAUCACCUUCCGGCUGAGGAAAACCACAAAGAAAGACCGCUGGUAUCUGUGGCAGAUAUUCGACCAGACGGGAGGUACCCAGGUGUCCGUAGUGUUGGACGGUGCUAAACGAGAAGUGGAGUUCUCAGCCCGGGGCCUUCUGAAGAACAGCCUCCACUACACCUUUAAGAGCCGAGACCUGCACACACUGUUUGACCGCCAGUGGCACAAGCUGGGUGUGGCAGUCCAGAGCAGCAUCGUCUCCAUCUACAUGGACUGUAAACUAAUAGAGAGGAGGCUGACAGACGAGAAGGAUGAAAUUGACCCCAUCGGAUAUACGCUAAUUACGACCCGGGUGGAGGAUGGACGGCCUGUAGAUAUCGAACUACAACAAAUCCUGAUCUACUGUGACCCAUACCUGGCUGAGAUGGAGAACUGCUGUGAGCGGGCAGGAUCCACGUGUGAGCCUAGCAGGGAGGGCCCUGGGGCUGGAGGGGUCACUCCCAAUCCCUUGGUUACAGCUGGAGCAGGCCAGCUCCCCCGGAUGCUCUCCCAGCCCGUCCAUCCAGCCCAGGUCCACCGGGUCCAGCAUUCCAGCAGUGACAGAUGUCAGUGUUCAGCAGAGAAGGGUGAUCAAGGUCUACCAGGCUUGGCAGGACUUCCAGGACAGAAAGGCGAUCAAGGAGACAAGGGAGAGACCGGGAGAGACGGGUUCCCUGGAAACCCAGGCCAGAAGGGCGACCAGGGUAUUUCUGGCUUCCCAGGUCUGGAUGGUCUUCCUGGACAGAAGGGAGAGGCAGGAUCAAACGGGUCUAAAGGGAUCGAUGCAGCAAUGGGGGGAAAGGGAUCAGCUGGGGAGCCUGGUGCGGAAGGAAAACCUGGAAUAAAUGGUUUGAAAGGAGACUCAGGAUUUGCUGGCCCUAUUGGCCCCAAAGGUGAUCAAGGCGAUACGGGUCUUCAAGGUCUGCCUGGUCUAAGUAUGGAGAAAGAGGGACUCAAGGGAGAUCAGGGAUCCCCUGGGUUGCCAGGUCAGACGGGGGCUCCGGGCAAUGGGGGCAAAAGGGGUCGUAGAGGGAAGACAGGGGACCCUGGACCCAGAGGCCUACCUGGGGUGAAGGGUGACUCUGGCGUCCCAGGAGACAAAGGAGAUCAAGGAUAUCCGGGUCAGCCAGGUGGAGAUGGGGCCUCUGGGAUGAAAGGACAAAAGGGUGAAGAAGGCCUAAGAGGACUGCCAGGACCGGUGAUGACAGCUCAUGGACUGAGACAUCUGUCUGGCUCUGAGGCUGAAGCAGGAGAAAAGGGCCAGAAAGGAGAAAUGGGUGAUCCGGGCCAAAGAGGAUUCCAAGGACCACAUGGUUUGAAGGGAAGCCUAGGACUACCAGGUCCAAAGGGAGAGCCCGGCCCAGAGGGUAAAGAAGGUCCUCGUGGACUCAUCGGACUCCCAGGGAUUGCAGGAGAGACGGGAUCGUCGGGGGACCCAGGAAUACCUGGCAGAGACGGUCUUAAAGGAGACAAGGGGGACUCUGGUGGUGUGAUGGGACCACAGGGCCUGCCUGGACCCAAGGGAGAGCCUGGAGAGCCAGUAGCUGGAAAUCUGCAGGGAGAGGGGAUGACAUCUGGACCCAGAGGAUCUCGAGGGCCAAAGGGUGAGCGUGGCGUCCCUGGGGUACCAGGAGACCUAGGGGAGAAAGGAGAGCCUGGUGUGGGCGUUGAAGGACUUCCUGGCCCCAUGGGACAGAGAGGGGAGAGAGGAUUUGAGGGCCCCCGUGGACCCCCUGGAUUCUCAGGCCCUGCUGGGACCCCGGGGAGAGAGGGAUCCCCUGGUCGAGAAGGACCCCCAGGUCCACCUGGCCCCCCCGGGUGCACCAACUGCCUUGCCAAUUGUCGGAGAUAUGAGCUCUUCACUCAAGAAUGGCUGCACUGUGUGCCAGACCAGAGUGCCAGGUCUGCCUGGGCAGAAGGGCGAGAAGGGAACCCAUGGAGUGCCAGGAGUGCAAGGCAUGGUGGGAGAAAAGGGGGAUCCAGGAGUGCGAGGACCUCUCGGUAAUCCAGGAAAAGAAGGCCCAAAGGGGGUGAAAGGAGAGAGAGGAUUCCCUGGGCCUAGUGGAGAAAAGGGAGAUGAGGGCUCUCCUGGAGUUCCAGGCUUUCUGGGUGCAACAG